AUGAGUAAAUAUCUAAAUGAAUUACUACGAUCAUUUGUCGAUAAAAUCCUAUCAACAACAACAACAUUUCGUGGUGAACCUGAUUUCAUGUAUCAAUUAUAUGAUCAUAUUUUUACAAAGCAUGAACUUCAGUCUACAACUCUGUUUUAUGCCAUAAAAAUUACUAAUUAUUAUACAUUGAAUACACAUAAAAAUAUGAUCGAUAUAGUUGGUUACUUCUUGGAAGAUAAUUUAGUACCCAAUAAACUUGAACAAGCUACAAUUCAGAACAUUAAGAAUCUAUUACAUAUAUUCCUCUAUAAUAAUGUAUUCUAUUAUAAAGAUCAAAUAUAUGCAUUAACAAAAGAUAGUCCAAAUACGAUGCCAUUAUCAGAUACGUUGUCGAAUAUUUAUGUAUUUGUAUGGCAAAAACAAAUCUUAAAACAGCUACAGCUAAAUAACGAAUUCUUUGGAAGAUAUAAAGAUCAAAUAUUUUUCACGUGGAAUAAUGGGAAUGAAGAAAAACUUGGUAGUUUUUUACAAGCUAUAAGAGACAAAAGUCCUAAUGUGCAAUUCCAGAAAUUGAUUGCCUCAAGUGUACCAUUCUUGAAUGCAUUUGUUCAAAAUCAAAAUGGCAAAUUAUUUAGUCGAAUUUAUCGUCAUCCACUUAUUCAAGGUUAUUCAUUACCCUAUGAAGUGGGUCAUGCAAAAUUAGCUCAUAGCGAUUGGCUUCGAUCGGUUUUAAUUCGAGCUGUUUGUUAUUGCUCUUGUCUUACCAAUGGUUAUUCAUUACGAUUUGUUGAAGCUCAUGUGCAACAUUUCUUUAAUUUUUUUCAUCUUCAUCCAAUGCGUUAUUCAAGAGACCAAAUCAUGUAUAACAAAUUUCGUCAUAACUGGUUCAAUUAUAUUAAGAUCCAACAUGAACUCUCUGAUCAACUUCAACAAUUUGAUGAUAAGGAUGAAUUUUCUGUAAAACAAGAUAACAAUGAUCAACAACAAUUGUCAUCGAUUCAAUCAUAUUCAUCAUCGAAUGAUACUCCAACAAAAAUAUCUACACUAACAAAAAAAGAAGAUAUCAUUCAUAGUCAAGAAGUUCAAGCAGCCGAUGAUAUGCCACCUUUGGCAAGUCUUUUGAGCUGCUUUGUUAGAAUAGAACGAUGUCAGGUAGAUAAAGAUAUCUAUAUUCCAGGUAAAAAUCUUGAAGGGAAUCAUGAGCUUCAAGAGCAAGCAACUGAAAAAGAACAACACAAAACUACAUUAUCAGUAGAAACGAAAGGAACACUAUCAUUAUACGAUGCAGACCCAUAUUUGGAAGAUAAUAAUUCAAUGAACAAUAUGAUGAUUAUUGGUUCACCAUUGUCGCAACCACUAAAUUUUGAUACAAUGGAAUAG
Rotaria socialis is the source of this 1371-nucleotide messenger RNA. Lineage: Eukaryota; Metazoa; Rotifera; Eurotatoria; Philodinida; Philodinidae. The record is from the annotation of a GenBank genome assembly.